This is a messenger RNA of Egretta garzetta (little egret), 4618 nucleotides long. RefSeq names its product tudor domain containing 7 (gene TDRD7). The record is from RefSeq and is a predicted model, not a curated record. Lineage: Eukaryota; Metazoa; Chordata; Aves; Pelecaniformes; Ardeidae. The transcript is spliced from 15 exons. Bases 1360 to 4380 code for a protein of 1006 amino acids. Gene Ontology annotation, biological process: lens morphogenesis in camera-type eye; lens fiber cell differentiation; spermatogenesis.
GUACACUGUCCAACUUCUAAGCAGGAGCUUCUCGGGUGGGAGAGCUGCCUCUCAAGGAGAGGACCUCCCUCCAAUGGCUGUAAUGCGCGCCAGCCUGGUGCAGAUGCUGGGUGUGCAGGGGAGGAGGAAGAGGAGGGGAAGGAUGAGCUGGAGUGCGCUGCUGGAGGCCAAGAGCAUGCCUUGUUCCUCGUGUUGUCUUCCCUUGCCCAUAUUUCCCUGGGCUGUUGGGGUCAGCCUGAGGGACUGAGGGGAGAGCUCUCAAGCAAGCUGCUGCUGCUUAGCCAUUGCUUGCUCUUUUUUGUGUGGGCACUCAGUUUUUCUGGUUUGGUUGCCCUGGCUCGCUUGCGAGAGAAGUUCCUUUCUGGAGCUGCUGUUUGCUAUAUUUCAGAGGUGCUGGCCAAGUCCUUGAGUUUGUCCUGUGCUGAACUGUCAACCCCCAUGCUUGUUGUGGGCCAUGGUAAUGAGGGUAGCAGUACUGUGCGUGAGGGCCCCUUUUUCAGCCUGUACCACCACCACCGAGUAUGUCUGAGCCCCAUGUGGUCUAUGCCCCUAAGACCACAGACUCCCUUUUUCACAGGGUUUUUUUGGCGGCUGCCUGUGUCCUUGUGGAGCCCUGGAGGAGUACUUGUCCAGCCACCUUUGCAGGCUGUUAGCAGUUGAAUGUCCCAAACGUUUGGGCUUGCGUCUGGUCUGUGAGGCAAAGUGCAUCCUAGGCAUGUUAUCUGGGGUUUGCUGAAGCAGGGUUCCUGCAUCCAUUCAAGGGAUGGCCUAUGUCAGCAUUGCUGAGAGGAGGCAAGAGGCCGUUAAGGGAGGUGGUGGUGGGCUUGCCCAAGGUCGGGCUGUUGCUGGGGGCCAGCCCGGUGCCUGCAGGGUGAUCUGUGCAGCCAGGGUGACUGUGCUGUUCCUUUGGUAAGCGGGGCAACGUCAGCCCCAGAGUGGUGCCACAGCCUGGCAGGAGGAGCAAGUGUGCUAGCUGGCAGCCCGUGACUUCCCAGGGUUGUAGAGCGAGAUGGCCCCCCUGGAGGACGGGAGAAAGAAACCAGGCUGCUUCUUGUUGGCGCCCAACCUAACGCGGGAAGGUGAUGAAGAGGCUCUGGCUGUCUGCUUUGCUGAUUUCUGAGGUGCACUGCGACAGGAGGGGGAGGUCUCCAAGGGCUGUGUCUGCGGCGCCAGCCUCUCCUGAAGUACCUGCGGGCCUGCAUGACCCAGCAGUUGCAGUCAUGGAAAUGGUUGCAAAGCCUUCAGCAGGCAGUGGAUGAGCUUGGGCCUCACUGACUGUUUUCCUCCCUGUCUCCUUCCUAUUCCAACAAGGUCAUUUGCUAUGCUGUUGCUUGCAGCGAGACUGUGCCAAUUGCUCAAAUGGUGGCCCGGCAAAGGAGUUCCAAGAAGAAAAUGGGACGGCAAGUGAACUGCCAGAUGAGGCUGAAGAACACGUCUUCGGUCACAUUAGCAGGAAAGCCCAAAGGAACUUUGCGACAGCCCAGGUCUUUGAGCGUGCCAGAAGAAGGUGGCAAGAGGCCCGUUCCUCGCCCGCCACGAGGCAGAGAAGUGGCGUGUGGAGUGGUGAGACCCGCUAUGGAGAGCGCCCGGUCUGCCUUGCCUCCAGCCGCUGGGAGUGGCCCACCUAAAGAAAUGCCCAUGCAGAGGCACGUCACUGUGGUGAACAGGUCUGAGAAGAGACUAACUGUCCCACCACGGUUUCAAAAGGAGUUACAAGUUCACCUGUCCAGAAGCUCUUCCAUAGAUUCAAAUGAUAACUUGAAUACAUCCAUUACAGAGACACAUACUGUUGCUUCUGGCCCUUCUGCUGCUCAUGACAAUGAAGUUCAAAGUCGCAUUAAAGAGAUUCUGAGCAAGUGCAGCAGUGGUGUCUGGGUGUCAAAGAUGCCACAGAUCUACCGGGAAAUGUACUGGGAGGAGCUUAGCACAGCAGUGCUCAGUCAGCUUGAGAACUGGCCUCAUGUGUGCACAGUGGAGAAAGUACACAGGGGUGAUCACAUGGAUGGGCUUCUUUAUCCUGCUAAGAAAAUACCACCGACAGCAAAAAGUGAUACAGAGCAAGAAAAGGCAUCUCAGAAUGUUCCUUCUUCAAAAGUAGACCGUUUGUUAAAACCAAAUAUGGAGACCACGCCUGCAUCACUUAGUAGUGACUUCAAGCAGAAAGUUGUUAACAUCUUGCUGAAGUAUUCCAGUGGUCUUUGGGCUAAUGCGCUUCCCAAAUUGUACCAAGACACUUACCAAGUAAAAUUUCCAGAAGACAUUCUAAAUAAUCUAGAGCUGCUCUCAGAUAUAUGUAUAGUGGACUAUGUAUCUGAAGCCCCCAGAAAGGCCAUCCUCUAUGCUAAACCCCAAAGAUGCACUGAUGAAAACCUGAAUGUCACUGAGAAAGUCCAGAGGCCUGAUGGUGUGAAGGCCACAGCUGAAGAGUCCAAGGACCAAUAUCCAGAGAACAUAACUGUUCCUCCUCUAAUCAUUCCAUCGGAAGGCUCUGUGUCCGUCAUGGUGUUAGAACUGAAAAACACUAAUGACGUCUUAAUUAGGUAUGUGGGAAAAGAUUAUUCUUCUGCCCAGGAACAAAUGGAAGAUGACAUGAAAGCAUACUAUAGUCAGAAUAGUACAGUGUCACUAGCUCAAUCGCUGAGCGUUGGGCAACUCGUUGCAGUACAUGCUGAAGAAGACGCCUGGUUGCGUGCUCGGAUAAUUUCUCUAGAAGACAACAGAAUAAAGGUAUGCUAUGUUGAUCAUGGCUUCAGUGAGUUUGUUGAAAGCAACAGUGUGUACAAACUACAGAAACAGUUCCAUUCACUUCCAUUUCAAGCUGCAAAAUGUAAACUGGCAGGACUGGAAGUCUUCUGUGAUGAUCCUGUACUAGUAAAAACUGUGGAAUUGCAGACAUGCUCCAAGAUAUUUGCUGUGGAAAUACUGGAGAAGAGUGAUAUUCCACUUCUUGUUCUCUAUGACACUUCCGGAGAAGACGAUAUCAACAUCAAUGCUACUUGUCUGAAGGCAUUGUAUGACAAGUCACUUGAACUGCACCUACAGGUAGAUGCACUAUAUAAGAAUGUUAGAGUAACCAGUGUUUUCUCUGAUGGAAGCCUGUAUUGCCAAGUGCCAUCUAAAGGCUUGUCUAGACUUUCUGAAAUCUUGCAGAAACUAGAAGACUACUUCCACCACAAGCAGACACCUGAGUUUAACGUAUCACUACCUUUCUGUGGCAAAAUCUGCUUGUUUCCUUCCAAAGGAAAAUGGGCACGUGUAGAGAUAAGAAUUAUUCACACUAGACGGGCACUUGAUGUGCAGUUCAUGGAUACUGGAACAGUUGCAACUGUAAAAGUAUCAGAGCUUAGAGAAAUCCCACCACAAUUCCUUAGAGAAGUAAUUGCAAUACCUCCUCAGGCUAUAAAAUGCUGCCUAGCAGAUCUGCCUCCUAACACUGGCAUGUGGACUCCAGAUGCCGUGCUGUGGCUGAGAGACGCUGUAAUGAAUUGUCCUGAAUUUAGCAUGAAGGUGGUUAAACAGGAUGGUUCAAAGGGAAUUGCACACGUUUACUUGUUUGCUCCAGAGAAUUUCCCAGACAUGGAUCAUAGCAUCAAUCGACAGAUCAAAAAUGCAGACUUGUGGAAGCAUCAGAAGGAUGUUUUCUUGAGUGUUACACCCAGUGGGACUAGCUCCACAAAAAUGACGAGUGAUGGUGUUUCAGCUCUACGGUUAACUAGUGGAAGGCUAGAGAAGAAUUUCUCUGAUUCAGCCAGAGAACCCAGCAGUGCGGUGUCUACCAUUGAUAUGCCUCCACCUCUACCCUUGUCCAAGGCUGGUGAGCUCAUGGAUGUCUAUGUCUCAGUGGCCUGCCAUCCAGGUCACUUCAUUGUCCAGCCUUGGAAAGAGCUACAUAAUCUGGAAGCCCUAAUGGAAGAAAUGAUCUUGUACUAUAGCAGGGCAGAAGAGAAACCUGUGAACCUUGAAAAAAACAAGCUGUAUGCAGCUAAAAUUGAAAAUCAGUGGUACAGGGUCGUAAUAAAAGGAAUUCUUAGAAACGGGUUUUUGUCGGUGUAUGAGCUGGACUAUGGUAAACAUGAGUUUGUCAGCAUAGAGAAAGUACAGCCACUCAUGGAUACGUUUAGAAAACUACCUUUCCAAGCCAUCACAGCUCAACUUGCAGGAGUGAGAAGCCAGCAGUGGUCAGAAGAGGCAUCAAUAGUGUUUCGGAAUCUUGUGGAGAAGAAACCCUUGGUGGCACAGAUAGAGGCAGUUAAUGAAAGCACUAACUCUUGGGAUCGAAAAAUAGUGACAUUUCUUGUGGACACAUCUCUUCCAGAUACUGAUAUAUGGAUUCAUGAUUUUGUGUCUCAAAGUCUUGUGGAAUUUUCAAAGGAUGAUUAAUCCCCACCUCUGAAAUGUAGCAGCUCAGAUUCUUUAGCAAUAAAAUUAGUAACAGGCUUUGAAAAGAAAUAUAACUACUACAUGGCCUUGGAGACAUGAAGGUGAUAAAAUUAAAAAAUCUGUGUUCUGUGAAAAGGGUUUGUUUAACAACUUUGGGUUCUGUUGACUUCAGUUGACUUCCUGAAAAUUUGCACUUUGUUUACCAUUGUAAUGCUAGAAUGUUUGGGUGAAAAUAUUA